Monodelphis domestica (gray short-tailed opossum) is the source of this 15311-nucleotide messenger RNA. It is a transcript of the gene FHOD3, whose product is annotated as formin homology 2 domain containing 3. NCBI's taxonomy places the organism in Eukaryota, Metazoa, Chordata, Mammalia, Didelphimorphia, Didelphidae. Gene Ontology annotation, biological process: cortical actin cytoskeleton organization; sarcomere organization; cardiac myofibril assembly. The record is from RefSeq and is a predicted model, not a curated record. Gene Ontology annotation, cellular component: cytoplasm; cytoskeleton. Gene Ontology annotation, molecular function: actin filament binding.
CUUGGGGCUUUUCUUUCACCAGCCAGCCUGGUCAGAGCCUGGGUUUCCCAUUUUGGUGCAGUGGAUUGCGGGCUCGCCGCCGCCCCCGCUGCUGCUCCUGCCGCUGCUCUUUCUACCUCUUUCCCUUUCCCUGUCCUUGCUCUUCUGACCUAGGUCGGGAUCACCCCGUGCACCCCACGCCGGACCAGCAGCUGCGGCUGCCGUUGUCGCCGCCUCGGGUGCCCCAAGAGAGAAAAGGGCAGCUUGCCCCUCCCCCGCUCCCGCCCCCAGUCCUGGACUCGUGGAGUCUGGAGCGGCGGCAGGAGCUGGCGGGAGGAGGGGACUCCUCAGCCAGUCCGUGCCUUUCUUUUUGCGCUGCGAGUCCGGCUCCUGCUGCGGCGGCUGCACAGCCCAAGCCUGAGACCAGGCGGGAAGGGAGGAAGGCGGCGGCACGUCCCCGAUCUGGCCGCCUAGCUUUGGUGGCUUUAGGGCUUUAGAGCUGGGGGCCUGACCGGACAGAUCCUGUGCCCUUGGGGCCAUUCUAACUUAGGGGGGCUUGCCUCCUCCUGGCCCGGCUCAGCUUCUUGCAUGGAUACAUCAUGGCUACGCUUGUUUGCAGGGUGCAGUUCCUAGAUGAUACAGACCCUUUCAACAGCACCAACUUUCCCGAGCCUAGCCGGCCUCCGCUGUACACUUUCCGGGAAGACAUCGCCCUCGUUACCCAACUGGCUGGGAUCCACCGAUUGCUCCGGGCACCCCACAAGCUUGAUGACUGUACACUGCAACUCUCUCACAAUGGUACAUAUUUGGAUUUGGAAUCAACUUUAGCUGAGCAACGAGAUGAACUAGAAGGCUUCCAGGAAGACGCUGGGAGGGGCAAGAAGCAUAGCAUAAUCCUAAGGACCCAACUCUCAGUGAGAGUCCACGCCUGCAUUGAAAGGCUGUACAACUCCAGUGGUCGAGAGUUAAGAAGGGCCCUUUUCUCCUUGAAGCAGAUAUUUCAGGAUGACAAGGAUUUGGUACAUGAAUUUGUUGUGGCUGAAGGUCUCACUUGCUUAAUAAAAGUGGGAGCAGAGGCAGACCAGAAUUAUCAAAACUACAUACUUAGAGCUUUGGGCCAGAUUAUGUUGUAUGUAGACGGGAUGAAUGGAGUAAUAAAUCAUAAUGAAACCAUUCAAUGGCUGUAUACUCUCAUUGGUUCAAAGUUCCGCCUCGUGGUGAAAACUGCCCUGAAGUUACUGCUGGUGUUUGUGGAAUACACUGAGUCAAAUGCUCCCCUUUUAAUUCAAGCCGUCUCUUCUGUUGAUGCAGAAAGAGGAGUCAAGCCAUGGUCAAAUAUAAUGGAGAUCUUGGAAGAGAAAGAUGGAGUUGACACAGAGCUGCUGGUUUAUGCCAUGACUUUAGUGAAUAAGACUCUAUCAGGAUUGCCAGAUCAAGAUGCUUUCUAUGAUGUGGUAGAUUGUCUGGAGGAGCUCGGCAUUGAAGCUAUUUCUCAGAGACACUUGAACAAGAAAGGGACAGACUUGGAUUUGGUGGAACAAUUCAACAUCUAUGAGAUGACAUUGAGGCACGAAGAUGGUGAUGAGAAUGCUGAACCUCCCCCCAAUGGACGGAAAGACAGGCGAAGGGCUAGUCUGGGUUCAAGUGAGCAUCGAGGCUUAAAUCGAAGGCGGAGCCGAAGGCACUCAGUUCAGAGUGUUAAAAGCACUUUAUCAGCUCCUACGAGUCCCUGUAACCAGCCAGCUCCUAGCUUCAAACUCAGCCAAAGCCAUCCUGUUGGAGAUCUCAGUGAAAAAGAGGAGGAGGAGGAGGAGGAGGAAUUUGAAGAAGAAGAGCAACCAAUCACAGAACCCAAUUCAGAGGAUGAGAGAGAGGAAGAUGCCUCCUGUCAGGUUAAAGAGAGUGAAGGCAACUCUCCAUCUGAGAUAAAUCAAGUUGAAAAUGAUAACAUUUCAGAGAGUUCUGAAAUUUCAACUUCCACAAGUACAAUGUCUCAAGGAAAGUGGAUUUCUCCAAAUGAUAAAUCAAAGAGUCCAUCUUGCAACUCAUCAUUUGUAUCUGGUUCAUCUCCUGGAUCAUCCCUCUGUCAUGCUUCUCAUUUGCCAUCCUCAUCUGUGUCAGUUUUUACUACUUCCUCAUCAGCUUCUACUCAUCAGAAGGCAUCUCCGGUGGUAGAAAAGUUGCCUUAUAUACCACAUACUCCUUUUCACCUUUUCUCUUAUGAUUUUGAGGACUCUCCUUUAACUGCAAAAGAAAAGGAAAGAGAAGUCCAGAAAGAAAACAGUGCAUCAGACCCUGUACAUUUGAACAAGUACUCUGAUUCUGAUUCUGAUCCCUACAAUUUCCGAUCUUUCUCUUCUAAUAGAUAUAGCAACUAUGGCAGCAGCUCUUAUUUCUCGACAAGAGGCUAUUCAGGAUCAAGUGCACCUACAACACCUACUUCAUCCCUCUCAUCCUACCAGGAGUCCAAAUCAGAAAGGUCACCACUGAGUGGUCUCCUAACAUCAUCAUUUCGUCAACACCAAGAAUCAUUAGCAGCAGAAAGAGAAAGGAGACGCCAAGAGAGAGAAGAGAGGUUACAAAGGAUAGAACGGGAAGAAAGAAACAAAUUCAACCGAGAUUAUUUAGACAAAAGAGAGGAGCAAAGGCAAGCAAGAGAAGAAAGAUACAAAUACUUGGAGCAGUUGGCAACGGAGGAGUAUGAGAAGGAGCUGAGAAGUCGGAGUACAAGCCGAGGCAGGACUGAACUCUGCUUAGACUUGAGUGCUCCUGCAGCCCCGACUUCUCCCCUUCCCAAGUGCAUUAGCCCAUCGUCCAUACAGUCCCGAGAGGAGCUUAAGGAAACUUCAGUCUCCCAAGGAACAACCCAGCCUGCUGAAGUGAGGGCAAGUGACCCUGAGCCUGAAGCAGAGACUGAGACAGAAAGAGUGGAAGCAGGAGAAGGACACAAAGCCGAGGCUGGAGCAGAGCAGAGGGUGGAUGUGCCGCCAUCUCAGGAAGUGUUAUGUCGGCGAGGAAGACCAAAAAGUGAGGGGACCCAAGGACCAGAAGAAAGUGCAAUACUCAGUGAGAAGGAAAGGCAGAAUGAAGAAGUGAAUGAAAAAGACAACUGCUCAGCCUCCAGCAUCUCCUCCACAAGCAGCACUUUAGAGAGAGAAGAAAAAGAGAGCAAGUUAACCAGUGAUAAUGAAGCUGGUCUAUGGUCACAGACCAUUCAGGAUGCUGGUGUAAAUGAGCAGUGUAGCAACAUUCUCAACAAUAAGAGGUUUAUGCUGGACAUGUUGUAUGCCCAUAAUAAAAAACCCAAGGAUGAAGAGGAGAAGGAGCUGGAGAAAGUGGAGGAAAGGAAGAGGACAGAAGAAGGUGAGGAGCCUAUCACCUGCGUAGCCAGUAGGAUCUCUGUUCUUCAGGCCAAUUCACAGGCUAAAGAUGAAAACGUCAGAAAGAUGGAGAUUGAAAAUUUGGAUAACCAGGGCAGUGUGAAAGCCUUUGCUGAGAAGUUCAACAGCGGGGAGCUCACAAAAGGCACAGCCUCAUCCGAGAUGGGGAUUGGCGAACAGGUCUCUGAAAAGACACAAGCACAACCAAAGAAGGAGUCGGACUACAUCUGGGAUCAGCUCAUGGCCAAUCCUAGGGAACUUAAAAUCAAAGAGAUGGACUUCACAGACUUGGGAGAUGAGGAUGAUAUAGAUGUUUUGGACAUGGAUUGGGGUCCUAGGGACUCACUCAUUCCUCCUCCUCCACCUCCACCUUCCUUUUUGUGUUUGCCUCCACCUCCCCCUCCCCCUCUUUUUGAUUGCUCAUCUCCAACUCCAGCCCCUGCUAAUUUAUUGGCUCCUCCCCCAAUGUUUGGCACUCCUCAGGGUUUAGGGUGGCCCCAGGUUCCUAGGGGUCAGCCAGCAUUUACAAAGAAGAAGAAAACCAUCCGUCUCUUUUGGAAUGAGGUGCGGCCAUUUGAGUGGCAGUGUAAAAACAAACGCUGCAGAGAAUUCCUGUGGUCGAAACUGGAACCCAUUAAAGUGGAUACUUCCAAACUGGAGCACCUCUUUGAAUCUAAAUCCAAGGAACUGUCUGUCACAAAGAAAACGGCUGCAGAUGGAAAGCGACAAGAAAUCAUUGUUUUGGACUCCAAGCGCAGUAAUGCCAUUAACAUUGGACUGACUGUAUUACCCCCUCCAAGGACAAUCAAGAUUGCCAUUUUGAAUUUUGAUGAAUAUGCCUUAAACAAAGAAGGCAUUGAGAAAAUCCUCACCAUGAUUCCAACGGAAGAGGAAAAGCAAAAAAUCCAGGAGGCCCAAAUGGCCAACCCGGAUCUCCCUCUGGGCAGCGCCGAGCAGUUCCUGCUGACGCUCUCCUCCAUCAGCGAGCUGUCUGCCAGGCUCCAGCUCUGGGCUUUCAAAAUGGACUACGAAGUCAUAGAAAAGGAGGUAGCAGAACCACUUUUGGAUCUGAAGGAAGGAAUAGAUCAGUUGGAAAAUAACAAAACCCUGGGUUUCAUUCUGUCAACUUUGUUGGCAAUUGGGAACUUCCUCAAUGGUUCCAAUGCUAAAGCGUUUGAAUUGAGCUACCUCGAGAAGGUUCCAGAAGUCAAAGACACUGUGCACAAGCAGUCUCUCCUACAUCAUGUGUGCACCAUGGUGGUGGAAAAUUUCCCAGACAGUACAGAUCUAUAUUCUGAGAUUGGGGCCAUCACUAGGUCAGCCAAGGUUGACUUUGAUCAACUUCAAGACAACUUAUGUCAAAUGGAACGAAGAUGCAAAGCAUCAUGGGAUCACCUCAAGGCAAUUGCCAAACAUGAAAUGAAACCAGUUCUAAAGCAAAGAAUGUCUGAGUUUCUGAAAGACUGUGCAGAAAGAAUUAUAAUUCUGAAGAUUGUUCACAGAAGAAUAAUUAAUAGAUUCCACUCCUUCUUGCUAUUUAUGGGCCACCCCCCCUACGCAAUCCGUGAUGUGAACAUCACCAAGUUCUGUAGAAUCAUCAGUGAGUUUGCCCUGGAAUAUCGCACUACCCGGGAGCGGGCCUUACAGCAGAAACAGAAACGGGCCAACCACAGAGAGAGGAAUAAGACCCGAGGGAAAAUGAUCACUGAUACCGAUGAAGAUGAUGAAGUUGAGACUGGAAAGUUCUCCAGCAAUUCCACUCCCUCCCAGAGCCAACCACAGGGACUGGACUAUGCAGAAGAUGCAGCUGAACAUGAACAUAUGAAGGCUGUGCUGAAAACCUCCUCCCUUGGUGAAGAGGGCACCUCAGUGCUGGGAGUCCGGACACGAAGCCGAGCCAGUCGAGGCUCCACCAGCAGCACGUGGCAUGCUGGCAUUGAUGACUCACCUAAUGUUACAGACGAUGCAGCUGAUGAGAUCAUGGAUAGAAUCGUCAAAUCAGCCACCCAAGUGCCCAGUCAACGAGUCGUGCCAAGAGAAAGAAAACGAUCACGCGCAAAUAGAAAAUCAUUAAGAAGAACUCUGAAGAGUGGACUGACACCAGAAGAAGCCAAAGCCCUAGGCCUGGUCAGCACCUCUGAGAUGCAGCUGUGAUGUCAGCAGAGGUGAUAACAAGAACUCUCUCCUCCUAAAAUCAAGAUAAACUCUUUCAUGUGGCACCUACCCUGGGCUCAUGGGCCCACAACAUAGUGGCCUGUGUUGUUUAAUUGUAACAAAAUGUAUAGCUGGGACAAAAGGGUGUAUUACCGAGCCACACACAAAUCGUUCCAACAGCUAUGAAAAGGAGUGUCUGUAUUUCUAGGUGGCUUCACACAGCUUGCUCUUUCAGUAUAGAUGGGCAUGGGUACCACACAUCUCCUUUGCAUCACACUUUACGAUGUCAACUCUGUUCAUGUUGGUUUUCUCUGUGACAUGGUUCAGUAGCUCUCACAUGUAACAUCUUUUCAGUGAAGGCAACAGGCCUUUCAGAUACAAAUAACCUCAGCUAAGACAGAGUCUACACAACACCAAAGUAUCUGGAUCAGAAGUGAAAAAUUGCACACCAGAGAAAGCCCAGAUGUCCUUUUGGGGAAUUCUAGAUGUUGUAAAUGUUUAUGCAAAUUCAGAAAUGCACUCCACGUUUCAAAUAUUAAAUAAAUAGAGUUCAGUGAUGUCAUCAAUUUUCUUCACCUGGAUAAAGUCCUUAACAAUCGUUUGGUCUGUAAUCCUCCUUUGGAGUCUUGGUCAGAAAUCUUUUCUGUCUCAGAACAAAGACGACUACACUGAACAGGGUGCCUUCAAAGUCCUUUUAGCUUUGUUUUGCGGUAAUCCAUGGGGGGAAAAAUGAUAAAGAAAUUGAGAAAGUAGCCCUCAGAUGAGUUGGUAAUACAACCCAGAUUUAAAAUUUACAAGUUUUUAACCCAAUGGACAUUAGCAUCCAAAGUAUGUUCUCUGCCACCCAGCUGAACACCAUAGUGGCCAAAAUUAUCCACUGAGAUCUCUUCAGUUCAUGACUUCCUCAUAACAAUUAAACUUGUAUGAAAUAAAGGGCUUUGACAUAGACCCUUUGAAGGAUGUCUUCCCCUCCUUCCCAUAAUUCUGGUUGUCUGAAACUGAAACUGGUUCCUUGAAAUGCCCUUAUGCCAAAUUUCAUGCUUUCAAGAAAACUACUCACAAAAAUUUUAAAAAGAAAUGUUAGGCACCAUUUUUCUUCACAGAUCACCAAAUCAAAUGUUGUAGUCAAGAACCCUCCUAGUUUGUUUUAGGGCACUCAAGAGUGUGCAACUAAAAAAAUCCCAACUUCAGAGUGAUGCCCCCUCCCUCAGUUACCCGAGGGUGCCACCCAGGGGAAGCUGCGCAUCAGGUAAUCAAUCAAUCUCUUUGAUAAAGAAUUUGUCACACUUUUCAGUCUGUUAUAAUCACUAGCUUAUCCAGAACCAGAUGAAAGUGGGGUAGAGGAAGAGACAUCCUAUUUUGGCUUUCUUAAGGGCUAAAUAAACCCUUUCUGUACUGAGGACCAGUGGUGGAGCCAAUAGGUCAGUUGGUCUGACAUGAAAAUUUGGAGUGUCUUAAUGUUCAUUAAAUUACAGAUCCACUAUUGUUUCACUUCCCAAGUAUACUCAACCUGGUUAUAGGCCCAGCCUUAAUAAUCUUGAGAAUUCAAUUAGAAGGAAUAAUCCUUCCCUGAAAACUAAAGCUAAUACUACACUCAAAGGCAUCAGUGAAUGUAUUUUUCCCUUGUCUGCAUUCCACUUUGUUGGGAGACUGGUGGAUUUUUUUUUUAGUAAUCAUUUGUCAAAUAGUUUGUGAAAUGUAUGACCCAAAUGCUGCAGAAGUCAUGAAGUAGGUCUGAGUGCUAUAAAAAAACCAAGUUGUAGCUAAUCAUCUUGCUUAUUUAAAAAAAAAAGAGGGGAAAAUGCAUUAAUAUUUAUUAGCAUUAAGGUUCUAAAGCAAAAUGUGUUAUUUUUGCUUAUGGUUUGUUAGUUUGCUCUAACCCCUGCCCAUUGUUUGGGCACCAUGAUGGCCUCCUAAGGGAAAGAUAGCACCAUGGGAAUGAAAGGAAGAUUGUGCUAUGUUGUUUUUUUAGCUGUUGGAGCCCCAGAUGCCACAAGUCAUGACUGAAAACUGAAUUUUCUCAUUGUAUUAAGCUAUUUAUUUAAGACCACCUGAGACUCCAAAAGGCACAUUAGAGGGGAUCCUAUAGAAAAUCUGUGCAUUAAGUGCCCCAAAGUAAAAAGUCUCUAAGUUAAAGUCAUGGAGAGUUUGGUGUUUAUAGUCAUCAUAGUCAUAGAGACUGAAUGCCCUGCUACCACCAGAAGCAUUGGUGCCCACUUCUUCUCUAACACUCUGUGCUUUACAGAGCACUUCACCUCUGCUAGUAUCACAUUCCAUCCUCGAAACAGCAUGUUGAGGUUAUCCGUUCUCUGAUUUGCAUGCUAGAUUUGCAGCCCCGGGUAUAUUUCCUCAAACUCGUGCCCUAGAUAACUCUCCAAGACUAUAAGUUAAAGUGCCAGCCUGUGUUGGCAGAGGGAGUUUCCUCACCUGGAUAUUCCUUUUACCAAUGACAAGUCCAGUCUCUAUCUUGACAAAGAAUAGAUUUUGAAUGAAAAUAUCCUUUUCCUUUUGCCUUUUCUCCUCUUUAAUCUGUGUUAUCACUAACUUUAGAUGUGUUAGGGUAUUAGUUUGAUGAGCACAGUUGGGUUCACUUCUAAGAAACUCUCUAAUCGUGUUUUGAAAAGAAUUAGGUAUAGAAAUCUAAUUGCACCUUAAAUUUUCCACACAUAAAAGUUUUCCUUCUAUUUCCCACACUCAAAUAUAGGACAGCAGAAACCUUUUUCUCUCAUCUUUUUGGUAUAUGAUAAAAAUGAAAAGAAGGCAAUUCUCUGUUAAGAAAGAUAAGAUCCAGGUUUUGAAGGGGUUUUUGUAACUUUUUUCCCUCUUUCAUUUCAAAGUAUGGCCUUUAAGAAGUUUUUGCUGCAUUAUUAAUUGGCCUACUUUUUUCCCACGGUUUCAUCUUUGUAUAGAAUGCAAGAAAGAAUGGCGAAGUGCAAGCCAGGAAACCUGGGUUUUUGGUGGUUAUACCUUAAUCCUAAAUGUGGCUAACCCUAAUACUAAUGGUGUCUGUGCCCAUGAUAAUCUCUCUCUCUGCACCUGUUUCCUUCUCUUUAAAAAUAGGACAAUAGACUGGAUUAUUAUUGGUCUUUUCCAGCCCUUGUUCAGUCAUUUCAGUCUGACUCUUUGUGACCCCAUUUUAGGUUUUCUUGGCAAAGAUACCGGAAUGAGUUAACAUUCCUUCUCCAGCUUAUUUUACAGAUGAGGAAACUGAGGCAGAAAGGGUUAAGUGAUUUGUCCAGGGUCACAAAGUAGUAUCUAAGACCAGAUUUGAAUUCCAGAAGAUGAGUCUUCCUAAAUCAAGGCCUGGUACUUUAUCUACUGUGUCACCUAGUUACCCCCUUCCAACUCUUAGAAUCUUAUGAAUCUAUCCCCGAUAUUAUGAUGCCCAAUUAUCAUGAGAAACCCAGAAACUAGUAUGCUGGGAUCAGAAGUUUGUUUUUUCCUUUCUAACAGUUCACCCUCUGGCUCUUUCUAUACUAUGAGAGAGACUUGGAUUUAAAAUGAUUAUCAGUCUAAGAAUAAAACAGAGAAUCAAUUGUUUUAAUCACCCAGUUAAAUUUUUUUUAAGUCAGUUGCUUGGCAUCACCAAACAAAAAAUAAUGACAAAAUGACAUUUUUUCCCUUACUUUAAGUAAUUGUUUUCAUAUUCCCAGCUCAAUUCAGCUAGUUGGUUUAGCCCUUUUUUUCAAUAGGUACCAGUCAAUGGAAUUGUGAGAUUGCAGAUCUAGAGUAUAAUCUUUGUGUUUUAAUGAUAAAAAUCAGUGGUAGACCUGGCACUUAAACCCAGAUCGUCUGGCCCCCAACCCACAGUAUUUCUGCUUUUCCAGGUCUUCCAGAUGCCCUUGGUCUCUAAUCCUUUAAGGAAGCCAAUCUAAUUGGAUAGAUUUUUUUUUUCAUUACCAUAAGUUCCUCAGUGCUCUGUUACACACAUUUUGCUGUGGUGACUGCAUUAGGUUUGGGAAAGUAACCUAUUAGUCUUUCACUGAGACCUCCUGGUACAUCCUACCCCUUUUGUCAUUGUUAUUCAGUUCUUUCAGGUUCUUUAUGACCCCAUUUGAGGUUUUCUUGGCAAAAAUAGAAGAGCAGGUUACUUCUUUAUUCAGCUUAUUUUACUGAUGAGGAAACAGAGACCAGAAGGGUUAAUGACUCGCCCAGGGUCACAUAGCUAGUAAGAGUCUGAGGCCAGAUUUGAAUUUAGAUCUUCAUAACUCCAAGCCUGGGUCUCUAUCCACUGUGCCACCUCACAGCUCCUACUGUACCCCUCAGGUAUUGUUUUACAAAAACCUUUAGAUUAUCCCUUAAUAAAAGGAGAUGUUAUGGUCCCUUCUUUGGUGAAACCCUAUCCUAUGUAGACAAGAGCCCUGCAAGGCCAAGCAUCUGUUCAAAAAUAUGAAGAUAUAUAAAGACAUGGAUGGAUGGAUGGAUGGAUGGAUGGAUGGAUGAAUGGAUGGAUGGAGAGAGAGAAAGAGAGAGAGAGACUCAUAUUUUGCCAUUGAAAGAAAGAGAGGCACUGUUUCUGGCUCAUUGAAAUAACAUUCUUAAAACUAUGGAUCAAUUUUCUCAGAUUUCAGGAGAAUCCUUUACAAAGCCACCCUCAUCCCUUAAUCCUCCACCACAAAAGAAUCUCUGAUGAAAUAAAUCAAUCCAAAGAAAGAGUCCUCAACAUCAUGAUCAAAUCUACAUUUCCAAGCCUACAAGUCCCUCAGGAUCCUAGCCUGCCUCUGCCUGCUCUCCUGUACACACGACUAAGGAGUUAUUGAUAUUCUACAUUAACAUGGACCCAGUUGAAGCCUCUAACCAGGGUCCCAGGGUGACCAGUCACCUGUUUCAGCUGAUUCAGCCAUAGAGCAGGGUCUGAAGUCCUGGCCAAUGCCUGCCUUCUGUGGUCAGUAGAAGUUAUGGUUUCAUAUGGACACCCUCAGGUUCAGAGUCUGCUGUGUGGCCCUUGUAAACUGGCCACAUAUACAAAGAUAAGUUUGGGAAGUACCCCCACGGUCAGAACCUUGACACAUCAUCUUAUAAUUUGCAGCGCUCUUUAUAUGAAUGAUCUCCUUUGAGGUAGCUCACAUGAGGUGUGUGCUUCAAAUGUUAGCCCCAUUUUCCAGAUACGAGACUGAGGCCCAAAGAGAUGAUGGCACACAAGAGGUCACAGAGGUAGUAUCAGAGUUGGGGUUGAACUCAGAUCUUCCAGAUUACCAGGCUAAUACUUUUGCCUGUUGCUUUUCAGCAUCUUCACAGUCUGAACCAACAAGCAUCUUGCAUGGUUUCAUGAUGCUCCUCUGAUGGUGGGAUGUGUGAAGAAGGCUUCUGACUGGGAUUAGACCAAUCUGGUGAAUAAGAGCAUCGGACCCAAGUGGCUGGCUCUGCUUUGGGGAGUCCUAUAGACCUAGCCACAUAUUUGGACUGUGAAGAUGCUGAAAAGCAGCAGGCAAAAGACCUGAAUCCAAAUCCAGCCUCAGAUACGUAGCUAUAGUAAGUCCCUAAACCUCAGUUUCCUCAACUGCAAAGUAGGGAUAAUAAGAGCUCCUAUCUCCCAAGGUUGUUAUGAAGAUCAAAUAAACUAUCUAUAAAGUGUCUCAGCAUUGUGCCUAAAUACAUAGUAGGUACUUUAUUUUGUUGUUCGGUCAUUUUUCAGUCAUGUCCAACUCCCCAUGGCUCCAUUUUUAGAGUUUUCUUGGCAAAGAUACCAGAGUGGUUCGCCCUUCCCUUUUUGGACUCAUUUUACAGAUAAGGGCAGUGAGGCAAACAAAGUUAAGGGACUUGCCCAAGAUCACCCAGUUAUAGUAAGUAUCUGAGGCCAGAUUUGAGCUCAGAAGACGAGUCUUCCUGAUGCCAGGUCCAGCUCUCUAUCCACUGUGCCGCCUAGCUGUCCUAGACCCUUGAAGAAUGCUAUGAAGAAAUGAUAUAACAACUGUCUAAAGCAAAUGUUUCAGACCCUGCUAAUGCUCAUCUGUGAGCUUUCUCUUAGAUAUGGAUUGGGAAUGCUUUGGAAACACCAGCUAAAUAUAACUAGGUAGCUAUAAUGUGAUAUAGGGGCAGACAAAGGUAAACAGAUAGGAAAAUUGGAAGAAAAAUCUGCCAUUGGAAAGAAAAUACUCUAAUGGACAUGAUAAAUGUAGACACAUCCAAAGAAUGCAAACAAGAAAUGUGUGUUCCACCACCAAUAUGGGCUUAGCUUAUGAUACUCCUGGUAAAAAGAUACGCCCAAAUCUCUAGGGAAGGAGGAGAAGAACAUACUAUAUAGCCUCCUAUUUGCAACCAAACCAGAAAUGGAAGUAAUUGUCCAGGAUCCUGUGGUACCAAGAUUGGCAUCAUCACUGGGCCCCAUAGGUCCAUUUCAGGGGAAGGACUCCACAGAUCAUCACUGAAGAGACCAGUUUUGUCCAGGCCUGAAUUGACAAAGUCUACCUGUGAAGGAAUAUGACCAGACGCAUCUUAAUUACAGAGACAAAUAAGCGGCCAGCAUGGACUUCAAGCCCUUUCAGCUGUCACUCAAAAAACAAACCCCAAAAAUCAGCCACAAGGUGAACUAGCAAGUUUAAAAGUUUAAAGGCAAGUUUCUAAGUGCUAGCCCUCAUUCUUUGUGUCACCAUAACCCAAGCUGUAGUUUUCAUUUUCUUUUUGACUCCCUCCUUUAGCAGUUUAUUUGAUGAGAGCUUUGCAAUAAUGGGAAAACAAACCUGGGAGUCAGAUGACUUGGGUUCUACUUCUUUAGCUGCCACUAAUUGACCUUGAAAAUGUCGUAUCCCCGUUAUGGACUUCAGGGUGUCCAUGCAUAAAAUGAGAAACUUGAAUUAGAUGGUUAUCAGUUCCUUUUCAGCUCUAACAGGCUAUAUAUCUUUAUUAUUUUGUCCUUUAGGAAGAUCUGUGUCUUUUCCACAGGUCCUAAGAUCGGCAUGGGUCUACAAUUAGGAUGUCCGGGGAAAGGAUUCUGAUUCUUGAUUGGAGAGCAUGGUGGUUUUUUACAUGCCUGGCUCCCAAGAACCAUGAAAUCAGAGAGACCACCUCCUUUCUCAGUCAUCUUUGGACUGGACAGCCCAUACUCUACUGUCAAAAUGGAAAGUCAUGUCAAGAAAAUAAGGCCCCAGAAUUUGUACAGGCAAAGAUGACUGACCAACUUAGUCAAUUAUUUAGAUAAGAUAGACAGAAAUCUUGGAUUUUGUUUUGGUAGCUGUUAUUGGUUUUUAUUAGACUCAUCAAAGUCAUAAAAUCAAAAGUAUUCAAAAUUAAAGUUUGACAUCCAGAAAUGCCUCCCCUGUGGGCAGGUCAGGAUAAAAGAAUAAUGAAGAACAUGAGAAAUAAUCAUGAGAAUAGGAAGGAGGAUGGAUGGUUAGAUAGAUGGUCAAACCACAUGAGAGCACUCAGAGGUGAUUCAUUUUGUAGUAAUUGUUUUGUUGGGGGGUUUUUUAACCCUUAACUUCUGUCUUAGAAUCAGUACUAUAUGUUGGUUCCAAAGGCGGAAGAGUGGAAAGGACUAGGCAAUGGGGGUCAAGUGAAUUUCCCAGGGUCACACAACUAGGAAGAGUCUGAGUUUGAACCCAGGAUAUCCCAUCUCUAGGCCUGGCUCUCAAUCCACUGAGCCACCAGCUACCCCCUGAAGUAAUUCUUUAUGAGUGAUUUUUUUCAUGGACUCUGUGGUACCAAGAGUGGCAUCGCUACUGGCCCCACAACUACACUUUAGGAGAGGGAAGCCACUAAAAAGAAGAGCAGAGAAUUUUGCUAAACAAAGAAACCCUCAGAAAUAGUCAAGGUAUUUCCAUGGACUGUGACUCAAUAAUGUAGCUCAAGAAACAAAUAUUCUGGAUGCAAAUGAGAAGUGCUCCCAUAAAUGACAUUUAAACUGUCCCCCAGAUACUAGAAAGAUGAUCAUCUGUGCUGACAAGUUCUCAUAAAAUGUGCAUUUGGAGCUAACUUUCUGGAAUAAAUAGAGGGGACAAAAAGGUUGUAAAGCAGCUUUGUAUAAUUUAAAUCUUAUUUUCCCUUUGAUUUCCAUUAUAACAUUGGAAAUGUACUUCUGUUUUUAGAAAGUUGGCCCAACAAUGUGUUGUUGUUGUUGUUGUUGUUUAAUUAUAAAGAAGACUACAGUAAUCCUACUGAACCAACAUUUUCCAAGAAAAAAUUAGAGGUAGUAUGGUACAAUGAAAAGGCAUGUUGGAUUCGACCCAGAGGAUCUGGGUUCCAAUUCUGCCUCUGCUAUAGGGGGCUGGUGUGACUUUGAACAAGCCACAUAAGCUCUCUGGGACAAAGAUUCCUCAUCUGUAAAAUGAGGGAGUCAGAUUAGAUGAGGUCCCUUUUGGCUCCAAAUCUAUGAUCCAAUGAGAUUGAUAAUAUUUAAAACAUCACCCAGGAUCAAUGCAGUACAGAUGUGCACCUUAGUGCAAAAGCAUCAUAAGAAUGAGGUGUGCCCUGUCAGUUUCUUUUCGAUACAGGUCCUCUCAAGUUAAGCCCUCAACCUAGGCAAUGUUCCCUGUUCAAAAUGAAGCUUAUUAACUCCCAGCCUCACAGCUCUGGGCCAGACCUUUGUUCUUCAGGACUUUAUCUUCUAAUUUGCUUUCUGUGGCUUUCUCUCCUCUCUCACAUUCACCUAUUUUCUUUCUUUCUUUCUUUUUUUUUGGCCUUGGUUGACACUUUCUACAUUUAAAGGGUUGUUUACACUUUUGUUCUUUUCCUAAUUCUUUGUAAAUUCUUUAUUCUGAAAAAAAAAUAUGAUAGAAAUCUCUUUUUUUACCAUCCUCAUAGAGGAGUCUAGGGCCUUGCUUAAAAGAAUUUUCUUGAGUUUAUUAUUUCUGUAAGUUUGGGUUUACAAAAGUGAGUUACCCCUAAAUAAGGGACAUCUAUGGAGGAAGGGUAUGUGCAUGUGUGCACAUGUGUGUGUGCAAAGUUCUGUUAGGAUGGAGAGGGGAAAAGAAAAGAAAGAAAAGAACUCUUUUCAUUUGGAAUGUAUCUUUAUAAUGGAGACCCAAGAGGUCCUCAAAAGGCUAUAUAUGCUCAUUGGCCACAGAAAGAAAUCUGAAAUCUGGAAGCCUGUUGGGAAAAGAUGGUCCAUGGCCAAGGGGCUUUCUCCUUUUGGGACUGGGCCUUCAGGCAGACUCAGUGUUUGGGUUGUUAGAUUGUGUCUUUGUUUUUGUUUUGUCCUUUGAGCUGAGAAUUGUAAAAAAUAAAAUUAACAAAUGUAAAGUAGAAAAGGAUGCUUUUCUUAGGUUAAAAGAUAAAAGCUGUACAAUUGUGUAAAUGUUACUAUUCAUUGUGUGUAGCAUAGUGUAAAAUAGACUUCUUGGCAGUGUUACUCUGUGAAUUGUAAUUUAAAAACAAGCCAUGCAUGGUCAGAGAUAAUAUCCCUGUGUGUGUUUGGUCAUUGUUGAUCCUAUCAUGAUCUUUGUUGCUGUUGUUGUUUACUCAUUUUAGGUAAAAGGUUUUUGAUUUUUUUUAAUUGUUAAAUUGUUGAUAAAGUUACUUUUGUUAUGAUUGUUCUGACACUUGACUCCAUAAAGAACUUGAAACAAUAUAUGAGAAUUUGUUAAUCCACCAACAUGUCCUUAAUUGUCUACUGAGCCAUUUGGAUACAUUGACCCUAUGUGGGAUGAACCAAGAGGAAAUUUCAGUGUUCUCAAGUCCAUGUUUUUUUCCUUCCAAUAUGCCCCACCUAGAAGAUUGCAGUCUCCCUUUUCUUGACAUUUAGAGUCCAGCUGGGAGUCUGAAUUGAGACUCAUGACCCAGAUUUCUUGAUAUAUGCAAUGCGAUGCUGAUCUUUUCAGCAAUAUCUAAACUCACCUUGCAAUAAAGCUUUAUAAAACACCA